Molecule: messenger RNA, 1492 nt
Organism: Mauremys reevesii (Reeves's turtle)
Lineage: Eukaryota; Metazoa; Chordata; Testudines; Geoemydidae
Gene: RNF183
Product: ring finger protein 183
Exons: 2
Coding region: 292-879 (195 amino acids)
Biological process (GO): protein ubiquitination
Molecular function (GO): ubiquitin protein ligase activity
Source: RefSeq, a predicted model, not a curated record
AGAAACCUGUUUGUCAAGGCCACCACUGGUCCUGCCCGCUGCUAAGCGAUGGUGUGUGGCUGCAAGUGAGGAGCAGGCAGAUGCAGACUGCAAAGGAGGAUGAAGGGUGUGUUCGCUAGCCAAUCUGAGGAGCAGGACAGCUCCACCACCCUGUGCCCCAUGAGGGGCACCUGCUUAGCAAUGUUGCCAACGCUCAGCUGUGAUACCAGGCCCCCUUUGUGAAACAGCUGGUGGGAUCAUCUUUCCUGCAGCCCUCACAGCAAAUAAGCUUCACGGGCACAGCAGCUGGGGAUGGCGCCUUGCCCCACUGAGACCAUGUCAGAAGGGCUGCGCGGGGAGCCAGAGGCAGACUGUCCAGUUUGCUGGAACCCCUACAACAACACCUUCCGUACCCCAAAGCUCCUGGAGUGCCAGCACUCCUUUUGCAUCGAGUGCCUGGCACACCUGAGCCUGGUGUCCCCUGCCCGCAACCGGCUGCAAUGCCCACUCUGCCGCCACCUCACAGUGCUCCCCUUCAACCAGCCCAUCACCGACCUGCCCACCAACUUGGAUGUCCUGCGGCUGCUCAAACUGGAGCCCAACCAUAUCAUCCUGGAGGGCCGGCAGCUGUGCCUAAAGGAUGAGCGGAAAUCACGGUACUUCCUGCGCCAGCCCAGGGUUUAUACCCUCAACCUGGGAACAGAUCCAGGGCCCAGGCUAGGUAGCUCCCAGGCUUUCCCCAGGCCGACCUCCAUCCCCAGCCGCUCUUCCCUUCAGCAGUGCAUCCGUAACCCCCAGUUCCGCAUCUUCGCCUACCUGAUGGCCAUCAUCCUCAGCAUGACACUGCUGCUCAUCUUCUCCAUCUUCUGGACCAAGCAGUUCCUCUGGGGCAUAGGCUGAGGGCUUGGCAAGCCCCACAACUGGAGCCCAGAGCUCAACAUCUUCUCAGACAGCAAAAAGUCCCAGGUGACAUCAGCUACUUGGCAUCUGCUCUGGGCAGGGGAGUCCUCUCUGCACCCUCCAGGACCAUCUGUGCAGGCUCUGGCUAAUGAGCUUUAUUCCUGAUCUCUUCUCAGUGAUACACCCAGCCAUACUAGUCAUCUGGCUGCAUCCCAAGACCUGGGGGUUCCCUGGCAGCCACGCUGAGAAUUGUGCACCAACAGCAGCAGAACCUGUAUGAUGUUCUGGAACUGCCCCAUCAGCUGAAGCUCUUUGCUGCCUAUCAUGGGGUCUAGGGCCCCGACAUGACCUCCAAGGCGCUAUGGGAAUACAGAUGCUCAUAGUAGUGGGCAACAAGGCCAUUAUACUGGAUGGCCAGGACUCAAGAGGAGGAGAUACUGCAAACCCCAGCCCAGGAGGAAUGAGCCAGAACCUUAUGGAAAGUGAAGAUUUCUAGAGGCUCACCUGUGACUCAUCUUAUAUCUUCUGGGUGCCACCAAGGACAACAUGCAGGCCAGGACAUUCAUGUCCACAGACGGACACCACCUGUUGUGACAAAGGUCCUCAUUGGGGG